Messenger RNA from Malaya genurostris, 2413 nucleotides. RefSeq lists its product as uncharacterized. NCBI's taxonomy places the organism in Eukaryota, Metazoa, Arthropoda, Insecta, Diptera, Culicidae. Bases 15 to 2207 code for a protein of 730 amino acids. Gene Ontology annotation, biological process: DNA integration. Gene Ontology annotation, molecular function: nucleic acid binding. The transcript has a single exon. The record is from RefSeq and is a predicted model, not a curated record.
AGGCCAUUAACGAAAUGCCACCGCCCACUGAUGUAUCUGGUGUUCGGUCCUUCCUAGGAGCAAUUAAUUACUACGGAAAAUUUGUUCCUCGUAUGCGCUGUCUGCGGUAUCCUCUUGAUGAGCUGCUCAAAGCGGAUGCGAAACUCAAGUGGACAGCAGAAUGCCAGGCGGCAUUCAACAAAUUUAAGGAGUUGCUGAAAUCUGACCUACUGUUGACACACUACAACCCUGCACUUGAUAUAGUGGUGUCGGCAGAUGCGUCGUCUAUUGGUGUUGGUGCUACUUUGUCACACAAAUUUCCGGACGGCACUCUCAAAGUUGUAUACCACGCUUCCAGAGCAUUAACAGCGGCAGAGAAAAACUACAGUCAGCCCGAUCGUGAAGGACUUGCGAUAAUUUUUGCGGUGACCAAGUUUCAUAAAAUGCUGUUUGGUCGUCGCUUUCAUCUUCAGACAGAUCACGAGCCGUUGCUGAGAAUCUUCGGUUCAAGAAAAGGGAUUCCUGUUUACACAUCGAACCGAUUACAACGUUGGGCUCUUACGCUGUUGCUUUAUGAGUUCACCAUCGAGCACGUUCCGACAGCGAAACUCGGCAAUGCUGACAUACUUUCCCGUCUGAUCAGCCAGCACGUCAGGCCUGAGGAAGAUUAUGUGAUUGCUUCGGUCUCUCUGGAAAAUGACUUAAGGUCAGUUACACAAGAUGCAUUAACCGUUCUUCCUUUAAGUUUUAGGAUCGUACAACAGUCUACACAGUCCGAUCCUAUUACCAAGGCAGUUUAUCGUUACCUCCUUGAUGGGUGGCCUAAAACCGUUACCGAUGCAGAGCUCAAACGGUUUUAUGCUCGACGUGAAUCUCUUACCACGGUACAAGGCUGCAUACUAUUCGGCGAUCGACUGGUUAUACCAUCGCCCCAUCGCAAGCGUAGUCUUCAUCAACUUCAUCGUGGCCACCCUGGAAUUCAGCGAAUGAAGGCGAUUGCCAGGUCAUAUGUUUAUUGGCCAACUCUCAACAGCGACAUUGUUGAUUUCGUCAAAUCCUGCCGUCAAUGUGCGAUGGCUGCGAAAAAACCGAAGUCAGCGCCGUUGUCAUGGCCUAAAUCAUCGAAACCGUGGCAGCGCGUUCACCUUGAUUAUGCUGGACCGAUCGACGGGGAAUACUACCUGGUUGUCGUAGACUCUUUUUCAAAAUGGCCUGAAAUUGUGCAGACGAGAAGUAUCACUACAGCCGCCACAGUGAAAAUCCUCAGAGAUCUGUUCGCUCGCUUGGGAAUGCCAGAGACGCUGGUGAGUGAUAAUGGAUCCCAAUUCACCAGUGCAGAGUUUCAAUCGUACUGUACGAACAACGGCAUCGAGCAUCUUACAACAGCACCAUUCCACCCUCAAUCGAACGGUCAAGCCGAGCGAUUCGUGGAUACGUUUAAACGAUCGAUUAAAAAGAUUAAGGAGGGGAGAGCGACAAUGUGUGAUGCUCUCAGUACAUUUCUUCAGACUUACCGGAGUACACCUUGUUUUUCAUCUCCAGACGGCAAAUCACUAGCAGAAGUUUUGUUCGGUCGUCCGAUUCGUACUAAUUUGGAUCUGCUCCGUCCACCAUCCGAUCGUGUACAAUUGGAACAAUCGAGCGAGAUUCAUCCCUUAAAGCGACAAUUCAUCGUUAAGGAUACGGUGUAUGCAAAAGUAUUCGUCAAGAACCAAUGGCACUGGGUUUCAGGAACAGUUUUGGAACGUGUAGGUCGUGCAAUGUACAACGUUCAGCUCGAGAAUGGUAAGCUUAUUCGGUCCCACGUUAACCAGCUUCGAGAUCGUGCUAAUUCAGAGAGUCGCAGAGUACCAGCAUUGACAGAUAGAACGAAACUUCCUCUCAGCAUUCUACUCGAUGCUUGGAACCUUCCGGCUCGUUGCACACCAGAUCCAUUAGCACAUUCAACACCAGUAGCACCCAUUCCAAGCUGCUCUAGUUCGAGACAGUCGUCAGUACCGAAUACCUUGUUGAGAAGGCCCACAUUGUCAUCGGAGUCUUCGUUGUCAGCAUCGUCUUCGUCAUCUUCGACAACGCCAAAUUCAACAUCAGAAUUUCAGUCUGCUAAGGAAGCCGACUCAGCUGUACAGGUUCCUCGCGUGUACGAAGAGCUCCGCAAUGGUUCGAUCCCUAUCAGCUGUAUUAGAAGGGGAGAUGUUGGAGACGUGACCAUCCCUACAACCCAAUAGUAAUCGCUGGGCUCACUGGUGGCAGCCCGACUGUCACUCAGUUGAUGCACCGACCAGCAUCCGGUCUAUGUGUCAGAAUCAGAAUGUGAUAUGUAGUAGAAUAAGUAACACGCGUUUUUACCUCUAACUGUGCGUCUAUUAAUAAAGUCAGUUUUUAAUGUUUGGGUCGUGUUAUAUUCAUUAUCGGUCACCUCCGAACACACCCA